This is a messenger RNA of Paramuricea clavata, 3691 nucleotides long. The record is from the annotation of a GenBank genome assembly. NCBI's taxonomy places the organism in Eukaryota, Metazoa, Cnidaria, Anthozoa, Malacalcyonacea, Plexauridae.
AUGUCUACCAGCCACGUGCCUGUUAUAGAGAAAAUAUUGGGCGAAAUAGGUUUGCAAGCAGCUAUUGAACGCUUCAAGGCCGAGAAGAUCGACGAAAAAAUUGCAGUGACACUAAACGAUGGAGAAUUGAUUCGUCUGGGGGUGGCAACAAUCGGCGACAGAGCAAGAUUUCGUCAGCUAUGUCGCCAGCAUGGUUCAGACCCUGUCGCACAAGUUCAAGGCCGUGAAGGUCAAGGAACUUCUUCUGGACUACAAACUCGUGCCUACAGGGACCGAGCGCUUCUUUUUAACUCAAGAGGUUCGAGAAGAUCUCAGUCUUUGCCUGCAAAUGCUGCCAAGAAGAAAGAAAAGAAGCGGACUUGGACCACUACGUUUGUGUGCUUGGCGGAUAGGCUCGCUGUCAAAGUUCCCUCGUCUUCAGAAAAGCAAAUUUUGCAGAAAGCAGGACUUGGCAUUAAAAGAAUAAAGUUCGAAGCCGACAAUGACGAAAAAGCUGUUCUGGAAACUAUUACUUCAUCCGAAGUAAACAGCGAGACCGGCCAAACAAUUGGAUUUCCGAAACUGAAAGAAUGUGGCGGUUUUGAGCUAAUGAAUUGCAUAGCAAACUGCAGAAAUCUAAGCACUCUUGAUUGUGCAUGGUCCGUAAAGAGCCUUAAAGCAAAUAUUGGUGGACAAUCACGUAUAUAUUUGAGACCAAUUCAAAAGGAUCUGUGCACUGAACCUUUGACCGAGGAAACUCCUUGCGAAAUCAAAGAAAAAUGCAACGUUUGUGGCCAAGAUGUGUUGGUUCGGAAUUUGCGCACACACGUUUAUAUGUGUUCCGAAGCGGAAAUUAUUCACAGCGGUUCUGAAAGUGAAGAAGGGUUGCCAAGUUCUUACCAAGUGGAUCCCCUUCCUCGACCAGAAGAGAGUUCAAGCAGUGCCAGUGGUAAUCCAGGGGCAAGUUCAACUGCAGAUUCCGAGCAACCGGUUGAACUUUUGGAAAUUCAAAACUUUGACGUACAAGAUGUCUCAGAAGAAUCCGUUGAAAGUCUCAUUUCCGAAAUCGUAGAAUAUUGUAGAUCAGAACAAAUAGCUGAUCCGGUCGAAAUUCUGAGGUACUACCAAAGUAAAUUUGUGCUUGGCAGAGCCCUUGACAUUACUGAUCCAGAUGAAAUCUGUGAAGGAUUGACAAGUUACAUUUUAGUUGACAGAGGGAAUAUUUUGGCAACUUCUUUUGAUGAAAUAAAAGAAAUCUCAAACUUAAGGUUAACUCUGCAAGUUAAUUUCUAUGGAGAGGUAACAGUAAACAGUAUAUAUAAACAUUUGAAUAAUAUUACUAUGAAUCUACAGAAUAUGUAGAUUUCUUAUUUUUGUUAUUUUAUUAUUAUGCCCCCCUCCAUAAGUGACCUCUCUAACAAGCCCCUCCUCCAAAGAAAUUUGUUAAGCUUCACUGUACUUUUAAAUGUAUUGAUAUUCCUUACACCAAUUUGAAAAUUAUAUCAUUUUAAGGAUAAAUAUUUAAUAAGCCCCCCCGCUUUAAUAAGCAACUUCCCAAUUCCUCUUCGAUAUAUAUCGGUGUAGUUUUUACCUGAAGAGGCUGCUACAACAGCCUGUUUCGUCCAAGAGGUAUCAUGAUUCCACUAAUGAUUCCUCUACCAGAUGAUUCCUCUUGGAUGAAACAGGCUGUCUUUUAGGUAAAAACUCCAUUAUCUGCUCUAUGAACCAACAGUCUUUCAAUCAUUUAGUGUGCAGACGACUAUGGUGGGCCACGGAAAGAAUUCUUUCGCCUGGUUCUUAAUGCCAUUAAGAACAAGUACUUCGACAAUGGUUUGAAAAACCACCUAUCAGAAGAUUAUGAAGUUGUUGGUACCAUCAUGGGUUAGAUCUAUAAUAAGUGCUCUGAGUCACAUAGUGGCUAUACAUUUACAUAUAAAUUAUGAUGCCAAUCUUUGUGAUUAUGUAUUGACAUGAUGUGUGUUGUGCUGUUGUGUUGUGAUGUUGUAGAAAUGUAUGUAUUUAUAACCACAUGACAUACAUGCACUAUAGUAGUAAUCAGGCACGGAUUUUCUGGGGGUGGUGCGUCCCCCCCCCCAGAAAUGCUUUGCACCCCCUCAGAGGCAUUUGGCACCGUCCCCAAAAAGUUUUUGCACCCCCUCAAAUUAUACAUAUUUUGAUUUGAUAUUUUCCUAUUUGGUUAUUCUUAUUACUAAAUUUGUAAAAUUACUAAUAUUAUGGUCUCAGAUGCUGCCAUGUAGGCCUAGAAAACAAGUUUUGUUAAACAUUUUUCCUGGCCUUUCUGGAUGUUGCCACCAGGCCCCAGCCAAAGCAAGCAGCAGCACCCCCCAGAUAUUCAUCCACCUUCCCCCCCGAACGAAAAUCCGUCUCUGGUAUUAAUACAGUAAAAUUUUUGUAGGUCUUAGCAUUCUUCAGAAUGGGAAAAUACCGACAUUUCUCAGUGAUGAGGUGCUCAAUGAAUUAUUUGGUGGCCAAGAUCCACAGCCAUGUAUUACGAACAUCAGAAAUGGAUUAUCAAAAUUAGGAAUAAUUCAGGUUAUCUUAUUAUGCAAAAUUUUAGGCAUAGUUCAUAUAAUAGCCAGCUACAUUCACAGUCCAUAUUAGCCAGCUGAGGAUGAACUUUAGCUUUAUUUCAUCGAGAUAUAUUUUCACAACAAAAUAUUCAUUCUUUCCGGGGACAAAACAAGUACAUUCAAACAAUUUAAAGAUCAUUCUAGCCCUAACCCACUGAGGGUUUAACCUUACUAGUGAGUUGAAGUUACUCCCGCUGCUGAUACGAGUCUCAAUCUAAGGGUAUGUGCUAUUUUUAGAUUGUUCUAAUCCCAGUGUAUUCUAUUGUGAUGCCUCAUUUUUUACAAGCACCCUAAACAAUGGAUGGUUUGAUACUGUUUGCAUCUAGUACUUGUUAUUGUAUUUAGAUUGUAGAGCAGCUACCUACCAUGAAAAACCUAUUCCAUCACAAGGAAGAAGUGUUAACAGUGAAGAGAGUAAUCAAUAUCUUCAAACCGACAUUCAGUGAAGAAGGAUCAAAUAAUCGUAUGCUGGAGAAAUCUGUGUAUGCAGUUUUUUUGAAAUACAUUCGAGAAGUUGCAAGUAAGAUUAUUCUGACAAAUCAUUUAAUUAUAUGCAUGUGUGCCUUGCGAUACCCCCACUAAAAACAACAAAGAAAGAAAAACAACAAUCAUGAACAUGGUCAUCAUGCAGCUUCUUAUUAUUUUUUUAAUUUUAGGUGGUAGAAGAGGCAGAUUGUCGCUUGCAAAUAUAUUAGAGUUUGGUACUUGUGCUGACCAGGAGCCUAUACUUGGUUUUUGUUUGCAGCCAACACGGAAAUUUUUUGAAGUUACCACUACCUUCAUCCCAACUGCCAAUACAUGUACCAAUUGUAUUAACCUCCCACGACCAACCGUAAAUAUACCACUUCCUGGUUCUGAGGAAUUGUUUAAUCUGUUUGACUACGCUUUCAUGAACGCAUAUUUUGGAAAUUUGUAGGUUCUUAAUAUUCUUUUACAUAUUGAAUCAUGAACAAAAGACAUUUGCUGUUUGGGUUUUGUUAAGAAACUUUAAUUCUAUACCCUGUAUAGUUUAAUUAGAGUUAAUUAUUGUUUGUUUUUUAAAGGUGAUCUACAGUCCGAUCUGCGCAUGUGCACAAAGGAGCCCACUUUUUAUGAUACAAACAGUUUAACUAUGUUUUGGG